UUCAGUACUGGCCAGCUCAGUGCUGCCUUUGAGAGCUGGAGCUGAUGUUUGGUUAACUUUGGGCUGAGGAGGGGAUCCUGGUGGUCAUGGGGCUCGUGGCUCUCGUCUUCCUCUGGACUGUGGUGGCGGCAACUCCAGGGAAUUCUCCAGAGAUGCCAGGUCAGGAAGCCUCCUGUAUGACAGAGUGUGCUGGUCCCGGAGGACUCUCUUUCUCCAAAGGCGCCCGGUACAGCUAUCGGUACUCCACCAGCAGCAGCACCUCCCUGCAGGCCACUGGGACCUGGAAGAGCAGUGUGGGCCUGGAGGCUCUGGUGAUUCUGGAUGCUAUCAGCAGGUGCCGCAUGGCAUUGUGGCUCCAAGACAUCCAAAUUAAGUCUUCCCUGGAAUCCAAGGAAGAGCCCAUAAAGGAAUCAGAGAGUCUGAGGAUGACUUUGGAAAAGUUCCCACUUUCCUUUGUGUUUCGUGAUGGAAAGAUUCCCAAGGUCUGCCCCCACCAAGGAGAUCCAAGCUGGGUCGUAAACAUCAAACGUGGUGUCUUAAGUCUCCUUCAGAGCAGCCCUGGAACCACCAUUCCCGAAACCAUUGAUGAGAUCGAUGUCUUGGGAAAAUGCCCUACCACAUACACACGAAAAGGUUCCCGACUCCUGAAGACAAAGGACUUAACCCAAUGUUCUCUCCGACACCAUGGAUUUACUUUUCUUCGGUCAGAGGUUCUUCCAGGGAUGACAUCCUCACAGCCGAGCUUGGUUUCAAAGGUGGAAUGCUACCAGAGUUUCCGGGAAGGUCUGCUAGAGGAGACAAAAUGCACAGAGUCUGAUGUGGUUGGACCCUUCUCUGAGAAAGGGAAUGGUGUGGAGACCAGGACACAGUCCACCCUGAGUCUGCUGCACAUGAAGCCCCAGGCUCCAUCCAACAAAGAUUACGGACAAUUUUAUGUGAGCAAUCUACUGUAUGAGUGGGAAGGUCUGGCCACCCAAACCCAGGUAGCUGAUGUAGCCGAAUCUGUGAGGAAGUUGUGCCUGGCUCAGGCCACAAGUUUUGAGCUGCUGGUGUUUGUCAUUAUCUACAAGGAUGGACCACCAUAG
Monodelphis domestica (gray short-tailed opossum) is the source of this 1085-nucleotide messenger RNA. NCBI's taxonomy places the organism in Eukaryota, Metazoa, Chordata, Mammalia, Didelphimorphia, Didelphidae. The record is from RefSeq and is a predicted model, not a curated record.